AUGCUUUUGUGCACGCUGUUUGUUUACUUCAUGGCUCCUUGCUGUAAAAUAGUUCAUAGUUAAAAAUCUUAUGUGUUGUAUUUGUUAAAUUGAUUUUAGCGCCUGAUGAUGAUGGAGGAGCAGAGUCAGGAGACAGCAGGAGGAGGACACACUGUGAAGGAUGACGAGGUGGAGAGGGAGAACCUGAUAGCUCCAGAUGCAGAGGAAGGGGAGGAGGAGGAGGAUGAGGAGGCUCUUCCUCACUCAGAGAUUCUGGAUAUUUUCGAGGAGGGACUUGCUCGCCUUGUGCAAGACCCUUUACUCUGUGAUCUGCCAAUUCAGGUGACUCUGGAGGAGGUCAAUUCUCAGAUUGCUUUGGAGUACGGCCAGGCGAUGACCGUGAGGGUUUUAAAGGCAGAUGGUGAAAUAAUGCCCAUAGUCGUGGUGCAAAACGCUACGGUCCUCGAUCUGAAGAAGGCCAUCCGCAGAUUCAUGGAGCUGAAACAACAACGUGAAGGUGGAGUGAAACACAUCAGCUGGAGAUAUGUUUGGAGAACUUAUAGUUUAGUAUUUCAAGGGGAAAAGCUUGAAGAUGACAAGAUGAGGCUUAAAGACUACGGGAUCAGGAACAGAGAUGAAGUAACGUUCAUGAAGAGACUCAGGAAAAAGUGAGAUGUCACAAGAAACACUGUCAUGUCAGGAAAAACAACAAGAACUACAGCCACCUGCCUCUCAGAUGUGGAAAUAUUCAUGACAGUGUGACUUGUUUACAGUUGAUUAUAUGUUUCAGUAUUCAUGUAAAGAUUAUAACUUUUUCUUGUUUUGCUUUUAUAAUGAAGAUGCUCCAGUUCCAGUCCUCUCACUGAUCAAUGUGCUGCUUCUAAAAGAGGCUAUUUGUAAAUAGUACAUCUGGAAUACUGGAUGUUUACUCCCAGUGUGUGGUGGUUUUGUACAGUUUUCCCGCAAAAAUUAAAAUAUUUUUCGGUA
Messenger RNA from Thunnus maccoyii (southern bluefin tuna), 966 nucleotides. It is a transcript of the gene snrnp25, whose product is annotated as small nuclear ribonucleoprotein 25. The transcript is spliced from 6 exons. The record is from RefSeq and is a predicted model, not a curated record. Gene Ontology annotation, cellular component: U12-type spliceosomal complex. The coding region runs from base 106 to 651 and encodes 181 amino acids. Gene Ontology annotation, molecular function: protein binding. Gene Ontology annotation, biological process: mRNA splicing, via spliceosome. Lineage: Eukaryota; Metazoa; Chordata; Actinopteri; Scombriformes; Scombridae.